Molecule: messenger RNA, 417 nt
Organism: Emiliania huxleyi CCMP1516
Lineage: Eukaryota; Haptophyta; Isochrysidales; Noelaerhabdaceae
Exons: 1
Coding region: 1-417 (138 amino acids)
Source: RefSeq, a predicted model, not a curated record
AUGCCCCCGGCAGUGCUGCUAGUCAUCAACUUGCGUAUUAGGGCCGCAGCAGACUGCUGCUGUGGCAGCAGCAGCAGCCUGCUGCUGCCUGAUUCAGUCAAGCCAGCGGUGCAGCGAGGCGUGCAGAAUUCGCGCGGUUUUGUCCCUCCUGAGGCUGAGCGCAUUCGAGCCCAUCGACCGGAGUUGGAUGGUACCCCGCGUCUCACUGAGACGCGGGGUACUGGCCAUGGCCGGACUACGGAGCGUGAGGUGGCGAGCGAGCGACAAAACAACGAGAAAAACACGGAUCUGACGAUGUCAUCAUCCGUGAAAAGCUGGAGGGCAAUGUCGACGGCGGCCUCCUGCAUCAUCGUCUCGUCGUCGCCAGUGGCUGGGUCUUCUGGCUCCGACCGGACGGCUCCACCGCCCAGCAUCUGA